Molecule: messenger RNA, 1127 nt
Organism: Macadamia integrifolia
Lineage: Eukaryota; Viridiplantae; Streptophyta; Magnoliopsida; Proteales; Proteaceae
Product: palmitoyl-acyl carrier protein thioesterase, chloroplastic-like
Exons: 6
Coding region: 1-1122 (373 amino acids)
Biological process (GO): fatty acid biosynthetic process
Molecular function (GO): fatty acyl-[ACP] hydrolase activity; acyl carrier activity
Source: RefSeq, a predicted model, not a curated record
AUGGCUGCAACCAUUGCCGGCAUCACAUUGCUUUUUCCAUCUCCGGUAUCUACUCCGGCGAAGAGAACUACAAGGAUGAUGCUUGGAAGAAAAGUCGACUCUUUGGGUACUAAUGGAAUGAAGUCUUCUUCUUCUUCUUCUUCCUCUGCUAGAGCAACUUCCACAAAAGAUGGGGUUGGGUCCACAACCUUGAAGAUGGAACCUCAGAAGCUGUGGAAGCUACUCGACAGAAAGGAGAGGGAAGAGCCCAUGGUUAUAGUUGCCGACCCAUUUGCUCUUGAAGAGGUUGGGAAGGACAGGCGUAUUUUCUGUGAGAAGUUCACUAUUAGAUCUUAUGAUAUGGGCCCUAAUCAUACGGCAACCAUAGAGACUUUACUGAAUCUUUUACAGGAAACAGCUCUAAAUCAUAUUAAAAGUAUGGGGAUUUUAAAAGAUGGCUUGGGUUCAACACCAGCGAUGAGUGGAAGGAACCUGAUAUGGGUAUUAUCUAAGAUGCAUGUUGUUGUGGAUCACUAUCCUUCUUGGGGUGACGAAGUACAAGUUGAUAAUUGGUUUAUUGCAUCUGAAAAGAAUGGCCAGCGAACUGAUUGGAUUAUUCGUGAUCGCCAAAAUGGAAAAAGUCUCGCACGAGCUACGAGUACGUUCCAAGCGAUGAAUAAAGAAACAAGAAAACUAUCUAAAAUUCCAGAGGAGGUCAGAAGAGAAAUGGAAAGUCAUUACAUAGAGUGUCCUAUUCCUAUUCCAGAUGAUCACGAGGACAGCAGUAGAUCAAUAGCAAAGUUUGACAGCAACAGAAUGGAUUGUGUUCGAACCAGUCUAACCCCUCGUUGGAAUGAUUUGGAUGCCAAUCAACACGUGAACAAUGUGAAAUACAUUGGGUUGAUGCUUGAGAGUGUUCCCAUAGCGAUGUUGAAGAGCCAUGAGAUUUGUGAGAUGAAAAUAGAGUACAGGAGGGAAUGUAGGAUGGAUGAUGCGCUGCAGUCCUUAACUAGUCAAGCAACUGAUGAUGAGUACUGCUUGGUAGGUGCUGGCGGAGGUGGUCUUCAUGAGUGCUUCCACUUUCUGCGUUUUGAGAAUGGAGGUGUGGUUGCGAAAGGAAGGACCAAGUGGAGAGCUACAUAAAAUAU